ACUCCUCUCAGCGUCGCAUUCAUUCCGCAGGCUUCAUGUAGAGAGGUAAACAUGUCUAUAAUGGGAGGCAGUACAAGAGGGUUUUAUUUCAACACAGUGCUGUCUCUGGCCCGCUCCCUUGCUGCCCACAGACCUGCUCCGGUGGAAAAGGUCCAGAAGCUGCAAUGUAUGUGUCCAGUGGAAGUCCGUGGUGUGUUCACUUUAGAUUUUCGGCGCAGAGAUGCAGUUAUUGCACUCGCUGUGUUUCUGGUGGAGUCUGGCCUACAGCACAAAGACAUACUUGUUCCCUACUUGCUGAGCCUAUUGAAAGGCCUGCCAAGGGUCCAGUGGAUCGAAGAAGGGUUGGGAAAGAAAGGAAAGCAUUUUCUGCCAGUUGCAGAAAACUUCAGUUUUUGUCUAGUAACACUUUUAUCAGAUGUGGCUCAGAGAGACCCAGGUUCCAGAAUUGAGAUCUUGAACAGUGUACUGGAAGUCAUGAAGUCAUUUCAGAAUAUGGUCCAAACCCCUGAUAAUCAUGACAAAGGUUUCCUCUGCAGGUACAUUGUCCCCAGUCUGCUCGGCAUUGCUCGGGCGUUCGGCCGCUACAGCAACACAGAAGAAGCCCUGCUGUCCAAGUUAUUCCCCAAAGAUUUGCCUCAGACCCGCUGCGUCACAGACGAAAACGAAGGCGUUAGGCGCAGAUCCUUCAAUGACUUUCGUUCUAUUAUGCCGUCUUCGCUGCUCACAGUGGUUCAGAGCGACACUCUGCGCAGACGCACAGGGAACAACCUGGGUUCCUCUGCACAGAUCUCCUCAGACCCGGCAGGCCACUCACCCUGCUCUCCCACGACUCCUAGCCCACAUUACUUUGAAGGUACCUAUCUUCCAGACAGCAGCUCAGUAGACCCCGACUACUAUUUCUCCACGGUCAGCUCCAGUUUUUCAAUGUCUCCUCUUUUCAUGGGUGUCGGCGAAAAUGAGGUUGAGGUUCCCCUUGAUCUUCUCCUACAGCUCCUCAGCAUGGUGAAAAAGUUUGUUUCGGACUCCUUCUUGAAAACUCUCGACACCACUAUGACAGAGGUUGCAGAGUCUAAUCCUGGAAUCAACUUCUAUUACAAAACAUUCAGUGACCCACUGUAUGUGUGUGUGUUCAAAAUGCUGCGAGACACACUGUACAACAUGAAAGCCUCGCAGCCUGCUUUUGUGCGGGAAGUACACGACUUUGUCCUGGAGCAGUUUAGCAGCAGCCAGUCGGAGCUGCAGCGGGUACUUCAUGAUACUGUGGCGUUGCCGGGGGAACAGAGCCCGCUCAAGCUUCGUUGCCAAGCCAAUGCUGCCUGCGUGGACCUCAUGGUGUGGGCCGUCAAAGAUGAGCAAGGAGCUGAGAAUUUGUGCACCAAACUGUCAGAAAAGCUUCAGUCAAAAACAUCGAGCAAAGUUAUCAUUGCUCACAUGCCCCUGCUCAUUUGUUGCUUACAGGGUCUUGGACGUCUAUGUGAGAGGUUUCCGGUUGUUGCCCACUCUGUAACAACUUCUCUGAGGGAUUUUUUGGUCGUUCCUUCCCCGGUUCUUAUUAAACUCUACAAAUAUCACAGCCAGUACAGCACAGGCACUGGGGAAAUUAGGAUAAAUGUGACGAAUGAGCAUUCUCUGUCAACAAUCAACAUGCUCUCAAAUAAAAAGGACCAGUCCUCCAUGUACGAGCAGCUCAGAGACAUUUCCAUCGACAACAUCUGCAGAUGUCUCAAAGCUGGCUUGACAAUGGACCAAGUGAUCGUAGAGGCUUUUUUAGCUAGUCUCUCCAACCGUCUGUACAUUUCACAGGAGAAUGAAAAGGACGCUCAUCUAAUUCCAGAUCACACCAUUCGAGCGCUGGGUCAUAUUGCAGUCGCUCUGAGAGACACUCCUAAAGUCAUGGAGCACAUUUUACAAAUCCUUCAACAAAAGUUCUGCCAGCCUCCGUCCCAGCUGGAUGUGCUCAUUAUAGACCAACUGGGUUGCAUGGUCAUUACAGGCAAUCAAUACAUCUACCAGGAGGUGUGGAAUCUGUUUCAGCAGAUCAGCGUGAAAGCCAGUUCUGUGGUUUACUCAGCCACCAAAGACUACAGAGAUCAUGGUUACAGGCAUUGCUCUCUGGCUGUAAUAAAUGCUUUAGCAAACAUUGCAGCCAACCUGCAGGGGGAGCAGCUGGUGGAUGAGCUGCUGGUGAACCUUUUAGAACUGUUUGUCCAACUGGGACUAGAAGGAAAAAGAGCAAGUGAGAGGGCCUCUGACAAGGGACCAGCACUGAAGGCAUCGAGUAGUGCUGGAAACCUUGGAGUUCUUAUUCCGGUUAUUGCUGUGUUGACCAGGCGACUUCCUGCAAUCAAGGAGGCCAAACCUCGUCUCCAGAAGCUGUUCCGGGACUUCUGGUUGUACUCUGUGGUCAUGGGAUUUGCAGUGGAAGGAUCAGGACUUUGGCCAGAGGAGUGGUAUGAAGGUGUGUGUGAAAUUGCCACAAAGUCUCCUCUCCUCACCUUCCCAAGCGGGGAACCUCUUCGUUCUGAGCUGCAGUACAACUCAGCUCUGAAAAAUGACACAGUGACACCGGCUGAGUUGAGUGAACUGCGGUUAACAAUCAGCAAUUUGCUCGACCCUCCUCCUGAAGGAUCUGCCCUCAUUAACAAGCUGGAUUUUGCCAUGUCCACCUACCUGCUCUCUGUCUACCGGUUAGAAUACAUGAGGAUGCUGCGAUCCAAUGAUGCGGACAGAUUCCAGGUCAUGUUUCGGUACUUCGAGGAUAAAGCCAUCCAAAAAGAUAAAUCUGGAAUGCUCCAGUGCAUUAUUUGUGUUGGUGAUAAGGUGUUUGAUGUCUUCCUCCAGAUGAUGGCUGAAAAGCCGAAAACUAAAGAACACGAGGAGGAGCUGGAACGACAUGCACAGUUCUUAUUGGUCAACUUUAACCACACUCACAAGAGAAUCCGCAGGGUGGCAGACAAAUAUCUCUCUGGUUUGGCUGAAACAUUUCCUCAUCUUCUGUGGAGUGGUCGAGUCCUGAAGACCAUGUUGGAUAUCUUGCAGACACUCUCUCUGUCUUUAAGUGCUGACAUACACAAGGAUCAACCAUAUUAUGACAUUCCAGACACACCGUACAGGAUCACUGUUCCAGACACGUAUGAAGGUCGAGAGAGUAUAGUGAAGGACUUUGCAGCACGCUGUGGUGAGAUCCUAAAAGAAGCAAUGAAAUGGGCCCCUUCAGUCACAAAGUCCCACCUGCAGGAGUACCUUAACAAACAUCAGAUCUGGGUGUCAGGACUUUCUCAACACACAGGCCUCGCCAUGGCCACAGAAAGCAUUUUGCACUUUGCAGGCUACAACAGGCAGAGCACCACACUUGGCGCUGCUUUCCCUCAGGUCACUCAGCUGACAGAGAGACCAGCAUGUGUGAAGAAGGAUUACUCCAACUUUAUGGCAUCACUCAACCUAAGAAACCGCUACACCGGAGAGGUGGCCGGUAUGAUCCAAUUUUCAGAGGCAACCCACAGCCACUCUGACCUUAGCAAGCUGAUGAUCAGUCAGAUGACCAGCGCUCUUGAAAGAAAAGACCCUGAUUCCUUCACUCAAGCUAUGUUCAAGAUGGCUGCUCUGCUUAUAAAUACCAAAAACUGUGAUCCACAGCUGCUGCACCAUCUGUGCUGGUCUCCACUGAAGAUGUUUUCAGAGCAUGGGAUGGAAACAGCUAUUGCCUGCUGGGAAUGGCUUCUUGCUGCUCACAAUGGGGUGGAAGUGCCAUUCAUGCGUGAGAUGGCAGGAGCUUGGCAGAUGACUGUGGAGCUCAAGAUGGGUUUGUUUUCAGAAACUCAAGUCGAGGCCGGACCCCUGGCUGUCUCAGAGGAAAGCCAGCCUACACCCUGUGCUCCUGAUGUCAUUCCUCACUUCCUCUGGAUAGAGUUCCUGGUGCAGAGGUUUGAGAUAGCUAAAUACAGUAGUGCAGACCAGGUGGAGAUCUUCAUUUCCAUUUUGCAGAGAUCUCUUUCACUGAGUGUCGGAGGAUCCAAAUGCAGCCUGAAUCGACACGUUGCUGCCAUUGGGCCAAGAUUCAGACUGCUGACUCUGGGUUUAACUCUGCUGCAUGCUGAUGUUGUGACAAACGCCACCAUCAGAAAUGUGCUGCGAGAAAAGAUCUAUUCUACAGCCUUCGACUUCUUCAGUGUUGCUCCCAAAUUUCCCACUCAGGCAGAUAAGAGGCUCAGAGAAGACAUCAGUAUAAUGAUAAAGUUCUAUGCCUGCCUGCAAUCUGACAAGAAGUACCUCACUGCCACCCAGCUGGUCCCACCAGAUCCCCAGGACAUGUCGGUGAACAGCCUGUCUGUAAUGGCAGUCACAGACAGUCGGAGCAGUCUGGACGUAGCUGUGGGUCAGAGGCAGCAGAGUGCUCAAGGGUGGAUCAACACCUACCCCCUGUCCUCAGGGAUGUCCACCAUUUCCAAGAAGUCAGGGCUCUCUAAAAAAAGCAACAGAGGUUCUCAGCUGCACAAAUACUACAUGAAACGCAGGACACUUUUACUGGCUUUACUGGCCAGUGAUAUCGAGCGGCUGACAAUAUGGUACAACCCGUUAUCCGCUCAAGAGCUCGCUAUCGCAACAGAGCAGUCGGUGGAAACCAGCAUUGCCAACUGGAGGUCCAAAUACAUCAGUCUGACAGAAAAACAGUGGAAAGACAACGUCAACCUGGCCUGGAGUAUAUCUCCUUACCUGGCUCUGCAGCUUCCUGCCAGAUUUAAAAACUCAGAGUCUAUUGUGUCUGAAGUGACACGUCUGGUACGAAUGGAUCCGGCUUCUGUGUGCGAUGUUCCUGAAGCAGUAAAGUUCUUGGUGACCUGGCACACAAUUGAUGCGGACUCUCCAGAACUCAGUCAUAUCCUGUGCUGGGCCGCAGCAGAUCCACCAACUGGACUGUCCUACUUCUCCUCCAUGUAUCCUCCUCACCCCCUCACGGCCCAGUACGGUGUCAAAGUGCUGCGCUCCUUUCCUCCUGAUGCUAUUUUAUUUUACAUUCCUCAAAUUGUCCAGGCCCUUCGUUACGAUAAGAUGGGCUAUGUGAGAGAGUACAUCCUAUGGGCCGCUCAGAAGUCUCAACUGUUGGCUCACCAGUUUAUCUGGAACAUGAAGACCAACAUUUACUUGGACGAGGAGGGACACCAGAAAGACCCGGACAUCGGGGAGCUGCUGGAAGAGAUGGUGGAGGAGAUCACUGGAUCUCUCUCUGGGCCGGCCAAAGACUUUUACCAAAGAGAGUUUGACUUCUUCAAUGAGAUCACCAACGUCUCUGCUAUUAUCAAGCCUAUUCCUAAAGGGGAGGAGAGGAAAAAGGCCUGCCUGGAAGCUUUGGCAAAGAUUAAAGUCCAGUGUGGCUGUUAUCUUCCCAGUAACCCUGAGGCCAUAGUUUUGGAUAUAGACUAUAAGUCUGGUACUCCCAUGCAGAGUGCUGCCAAGGCGCCAUACCUGGCUAAGUUUAAAGUUAAGAGAUGUGGAGUGAGUGAGCUAGAAAAAGAAGGUCUUCAGUGCCAUUUGGAUUCUGUGGAUGAGAUGGACGGUGAGGAAGAGGCCAGGAGAAUCUGCUGGCAAGCAGCAAUCUUCAAAGUUGGAGAUGACUGCAGACAGGACAUGUUGGCUCUGCAGAUCAUCAGCCUGUUCAAAAACAUCUUUCAGCUGGUGGGACUUGAUCUCUAUGUCUUUCCUUACAGAGUGGUGGCCACAGCUCCUGGAUGUGGAGUGAUUGAGUGCAUCCCAGACUGCAAGUCCCGGGACCAACUGGGCCGGCAGACCGACUUCGGCAUGUAUGAUUACUUCAGGAACCAGUACGGAGAUGAAUCCACACUUGCAUUUCAGAAGGCACGAUAUAACUUCAUCCGCAGUAUGGCAGCUUACAGCUUGCUGCUCUUCCUGCUGCAGAUAAAAGACAGACACAACGGCAACAUCAUGCUGGACAGCAAGGGCCAUAUCAUUCACAUUGACUUUGGGUUCAUGUUUGAAAGUUCUCCUGGUGGGAAUCUCGGCUGGGAGCCAGAUAUUAAGCUCACAGAUGAGAUGGUGAUGAUCAUGGGUGGGAAGAUGGAGGCGACACCUUUCAAGUGGUUCAUGGAGAUGUGUGUGAGGGGUUACCUGGCUGUAAGGCCCUACAUGGACGCUGUGGUCUCUUUAGUAAAUCUCAUGCUGGAUACAGGUCUUCCCUGCUUCAGAGGGCAGACCAUCAAACUACUCAAGCAACGAUUCAACCCUGGUUUGAGCGAGAAAGAUGCAGCUUCCUUUAUCAUUAAAGUCAUCCAGAACUGCUUCCUCAGCAACAGGAGCAAAACGUACGAUAUGCUUCAGUACUACCAAAACCAGAUCCCAUACUAGGCGUCUGUGCCUGAGCAUGUGCAUCUGUUGGCUGGUACAUAAUGUAUGUGCCUUCAUUAAAUUCCCCUCGUUUUGAUAAUUGUUAGAUACUGUCUGUUAUAUUUGCUUUAGCAUCCUUUAGUUAUUGUUAUGUUAAAAUGAAUGUUAAUCCUAAUUAUUGUAUGGAUGCACUAGCAUCAUGGAUUUUGAGUAUUUCGACAAAUAUCUCUUGUUAAUCUGCACGUUCAGUAGAUACUUUAUCGGAGUUUGUGCUAAUUUUUUAUUGUUAUAUUUGUGAAUGUGGCUUCUUUUGUUUUAAUUGGGGUUUGGAAUUUGAAUACAGGUGGAUAUUUUAUGGUAGCAGAAGUAGACGAGUAUCAGUUCUGACCAUUGUGGCCUAUAAUGUCAUCCUGUACUUGACUGUAAUACUGUGCUUCUCUUUUUAAUGGACCAGUUGGAGUUAUUUGACCCGUUUUACAGGACGACUUGACUGUAUAUGCAUGGAUGUAACUGUUUAUUUUGGAGUUUUCAUAUUUCCACUAUCAAUGGGUGAAAGGAUGUGCACAAGUUCUGGAAAACAUUGAGACUGACUUGUAAAUAAUUAGCAUUGCCAAAGGCAGGGGAGGGGAAGAUGGUGCACUGGAAUCAAGGUUUUCUAUUGUCCGUGAGACAAUGUUAAGCUAUAUUUUUAAUAUUGGACAGUUGCACGAAGUUAAAUGUUAAAUGUCAUUUGGCUUGUGUCCAGUGUGGCUUCUGGCGAAUUUGGCUUUAGUAAUUCAAAGGUCUGUACCUCAUGUCAACAUUGUUUACUUAUGUAAGUUCUUGAUUGUCAAUGGCUGUAAAAAUUUAUCUUCUCUUUGUAUAUUUAUAUCCAUGAUCCAUUUUCUGUUUCCUUUUCUAUUUUCAUUCAUUUUCAAUGACAAUGCAGAUAUGAAAUGAAAUAAAGCUCUAUUAACUUAAAAAAAAGAAA
This is a messenger RNA of Girardinichthys multiradiatus, 7309 nucleotides long. It is a transcript of the gene pi4kab, whose product is annotated as phosphatidylinositol 4-kinase, catalytic, alpha b. Bases 52 to 6360 code for a protein of 2102 amino acids. Gene Ontology annotation, molecular function: 1-phosphatidylinositol 4-kinase activity. The record is from RefSeq and is a predicted model, not a curated record. Lineage: Eukaryota; Metazoa; Chordata; Actinopteri; Cyprinodontiformes; Goodeidae. The transcript is spliced from 55 exons. Gene Ontology annotation, biological process: phosphatidylinositol phosphate biosynthetic process; phosphatidylinositol-mediated signaling. Gene Ontology annotation, cellular component: cytoplasm; plasma membrane.